GCUCCCUGUCAGAACACACAGGAAGGUCUACUGUGUCUCAAGUCGAUCUAUCGAGCACUGAGCAUUGUAGUCUGAGCGCAAAUAAAAAGCGCAUCAAUAACGUGUCAUACUUUUUUUUCUUUUAAAUUUCUAUUUCCGUUUGGGACACCACCGCCAUUCCGCGCGGUCCUUUUCGCAAUGAGCACGAGUAUGGCCUCUGAUGGUGCCUUUCUGUCCGCGUUACAGCCCAACACAUCUGUCAGUACCUACGCACUCCCCUCGGAGAUCCAGCUUGGUCAUGGGAGCUCACUUUCGGACGAAGCAGCGAGGGCAAAACGCGUUCAGCAGCAAGUAGCGUUGCGUCUGGCAGAGAAGACUUCCACUCUUCCCCGACAGAACGGCUCAGCCUCGCAAAACGCCACGUCAGACUACGGAACUGCAUCUAUGAAACACCUAACAGCCAGCCCGGGGUUCAGCUCUCGCUCCUAUGGAUACAGCAGCAGCAGCAGAGGAGGAGGAGGUGGAGGAGGAGGAGGAGGGGCAGGCGUGGGUUCAGCACUGGCCCAGUAUGCAGUUACCAGAGGCUACACCUCCCGCUCGGCCGUGGACGGCGGAAACCGCAUGAAGAUCAGCAUGGGUGGAGGCGCCAGUGGUGGCGGAGGGGCCGGAGGCUCCAGCAUGUAUUACUAUGACGACAUGCGCCUCGGCGGAGGCGGAGGUGGUGGCGGGUAUCACACACUCGGCGGAGGCGGUGGCGGGUAUCACACACUCGGUGGCGGCGGUGGCACUUAUCAAGCAAUCGGUGGCGGCAGCAGCGGUGGUGCAUAUCACACCAUUGGCGGUUACCAGACAGCAGGCGGCUUCCAAGGUGGUGGAGGAGGCGGUUACCAGGUUACCAGUGGCGGCGGUGGAGGUGGUUUCCAGGGCGGCGGCUACCAGCAGCAGACGACCAUGAUGCGCACCAUGAGCCGGGCACCACCACCCGACGUGGACACCAUAUCGCUGCGCUCCAUGCGCCUGCAGCCUACACCCGUGUCCUCGUGGGUGCAGGACGACAGCGACAGUCUGGUGUCCGAGCAGCAGCACCCCUUCUACGCGGCCAACGGCAUCUCGCAGGCGGCCACCUCCUCGGCCGGCCAGAUAAGGGCCACCACUCUGCCCACCAUGAGGCGCUGUCUGAGCGGGACGCUGGCUAGCUCCGGCAGCGGGAUGAUGGAGGAGAGCGUGGAGCGCCAGUACUCCUUCAAGGGGCCGGCGCACCGCACCAUCAGCCGCAUCAACCAGCGCAACAACCGCAUGAGCAUGGGGUCAACCAGCGGCGGCUCCGUCUACGGAGGAGGGGGCGGCUUCGUCGUGUCCGGCUCCCAAAGCAACAUGGGGGGUCGCAUCAGCAGAGCCAUGUCCACUAAGAGCAUGCAGAGUGUGGGCAAAGGCCUGGACGUGUUUGACGGAGAGUUAACAGGCAGCAUGAGCAACUUGGCAGGAAUCAGCAGCCUGGACAUGCCCACUGCCAUUAACUACCUGGAGACUUCAGAUCCCUCCCUUCAGAUGUUGGGUGCUGCCUACAUUCAGCAUGAGUGUUACCACAACAGUGAGGCCAAGAAUCAGGUGAACCAGAUGAAGGGCAUUCCUCUGCUGGUGAAGCUGUUCAACAGCGAGAGCGAGGAGGUGCAGCGCUACGCCACGGGGGCCGCACGCAACCUCAUCUACGAGAACAUGGUCAACAAGGUGGCGCUGAUCGAGUCCGGGGGCAUCCCGCAGCUCAGCGAGGCCCUCCAGCAGCAAGACAACGAGCUCCGCAAGAACAUCACAGGUAUUCUGUGGAACCUUUCCUCCAAGGACAACCUGAAGGAGAAGUUAGCUAGAGAGACCCUGCCGGAACUGACCAAGCAGAUUUUGGUGCCACUAUCAGGACUAGAAAAUCCAGAGUUCAUUGAACAGAAUGCCUCCGAGAAGGAAAUCUUCUUCAACACCACAGGCUGCCUCAGGAACCUGAGCUCAGUGAAUGAGAAGACCAGACAUCAGAUGAGGGAGACCAACAGGCUGGUGGACGCACUGGUGGACUACAUACAGAACUGCAUGGAGGACACCAGGGUGGAGGAGAAGGGUGUGGAGAACGCCAUGUGCGUGCUCAGGAACCUCUCCUACCAGCUGUACACCGAGAUGCCCCCCUCUGCUAAGCUGAAGCUGGAGGGCCCCACUAGAGGGGACGAGAUCUCCAAGGCCGAGGCCAUGGGCUGCUACACCCCCCAGAGCAGGAAGGCCAAAAAGAAGCAGAACCCGGCCCAGCUGACCUUCUCAGAGGUGUCCAAGGUGCCCCAUGGCAUAGAGUGGCUGUGGCACCCCCAGGUGGUGGGGCUGUACAACGGCGUGAUCCAGAAAUGCGAGAUCAACGCUACGUCGCGCGAAGCCGCUGCCGGGGCCCUGCAAAACAUCACUGCUGGCGACACACAGUGGGCAUCCAAACUGAGUAGGGUUGCUCUCGAGCAGGAGAGGAUGUUGCCUGUGGUUCUUGAUCACCUGAGGACCACUAAUGACCUGGAACUCCGCUCUCUCACAGGUUUCCUCAGGAACCUGUCCCGCCACGCCUACAACAAGAAUGACAUGGCUACAAAGGUGGUCAACAACUUGGUAUCCAAGCUUCCGAGUGACGGGCAGCAAAAAGAGCCGUCCAAUGAUGUGGUGGUCAACAUCUGUGGAACGCUCAACAACCUGGUGAUCUGCAGCGAGGUCGCAGCCAGGGACAUCACCUACUUCGACGGCCUGCCAAAGCUGAUAGGCAUCAAAACAUCCCAUGACAACAGUUCUGGCAAGCAGAAAGCAGCCAAAGCCGCAGCGACAGUCCUCUCCAACAUGUUUCAGUACAAGAAACUACACAAGGAAUACAAGAAGAAAGGAUAUGGGAGACAGGACUUUGCCGACCUGACCAUCUGAGAGGCAUCUACAACUCUGGGACAUAUGGACACAUGGACACCUGUUUGUAAUUAUAGGAAUGCUGGUCUCUGGGUGGAACUCUCUAACACUGGCUGUUGACAUAGGAAUACAUAGCCCAGCAGCGUGUGUAAAAACAGUAGUCUAUGCAAUGCCAUCUGAGGAACUCUGGGGGCAGCCAUUCAGCAUCUACAGAGAGGAAGCACCUUAGAACGCUUUCUCUCUCCUCUCUGGUCCAGCAUCUCCUCCCAGGGAAAAUAUAUCUAUGCAAAGUUUACUGAGUCUGGUAACAGGGAGUUUAUAGUGCUCUGCAACUGAAUUUUAAACAUUUGUAGCAUUCUCUACAUCAUGGGAUGUUCCUGUACAUAGUUUCUAUUCCAAUGAAUAGAAUAUAUAGUUAGCUUUUUUACCUUCAAGUCAGCUUUAACUUCAACUUCAAACAUAUUAUGUUUAAACUUUGGAAACGCACCAAAAAGUGAGGUAAUUAUGACAGUGAAAGGUGUAUUGUCGCCCUUUUAAAGUCUUGACCUUUGGAGACAAAAGAGUUAUCUCCGGAUGGCAACAGAUAAAAGGAAAACUUUGGACUUUUGAAGAAAUGCAAAUAGUGUCAAAUGGAAACACCUCAAGCCUCAACACCAGCCAAGGAUUUCAGCCUUUCAGUUUAGAUUUAUUUACCUCCAGCGCUGGUAUUUAGCAUUUUUUGUAUCUCUAAGCACUAUAACAUUGGCUUUUGUUUCACAAACUUGUAUAAACUCACAUUGUCUUCUGUGUGGUGUUCUACAUGGUGUCUUAAUGUCGUUUUUUCAUUUGUAUAGAUAUGGUAAUCUUAUUAAGAUGUGGUGAAAGAAUUAUUAUGGUUUUAGAAUUAAAAUGUUUAUGCAGGAAUAAAUCUGGCCCAGAUCCACGGCAGACUUUGCCUAUAUGAACAGGGAUUCUGGACUAACUAUCUUCAGGUAUCUGCAGGAUGUAACACUGGUGUCUGUAUAAUCAUGAGUUUAUGCAACUAACAGUGAGAUUUUAUUGAUUGAAUUUGUAUGUUCUCAUUUUUUUAAUUUGCCUAUUUACAUAAAAAGCAUUGUUCUUUUUAAGUUCUUUACUGUAGUAUUUUUUAGUCUACCACCAUGUAUAAUUUUGAGAAAAAAUGCUGCUUUGGGAUUGAUAAGCAUUAACUUUAUAUGUUCGUCAUAUUUUCUUGAGCAAGUUUUUUUUCGUGCAGGUUUAUGUUGCAGGUUUUUCAUGAAUUUGAUUUGAUGUAGAUCCAAAUUGUAUAUAUUUGCAUAAAUUGUAUAUUUAUUUGCAUACAUCUGAAUGUCAACGGUUUCUAGCUUUUGAAUGUUUGUAGUUUCUAAAUUGUAAAAAAAAAGAAAUGCUCAAAGAAAUCUGCUCGAGGGAAAAUAAGGAAGUCGUCAUGAGUAGAAUCUCUUUGCUCACAAGCUACUUUUGCUCUGUACUGGCAACUGCAGCAUAUAGCGAAGAGAGUUAGAUACAACUACACAACAUCAUUAAGACGAUCUGUUUAGUCAUGUACAGGAAAAGUUGUCAGACACUAAUGACACCUGUAAAAAUACCAAGAAUAUUAUCAUGUUAAGGUGUUGUCCAUUUACUGCACCGAAGUCUGAUAUGGCUUAAGGGGCCUUAGGAACUGCUCCCAGCGACCUCAGAGGCAGGAAAGUUGGAGUCACUUGUCUCAUCUUUAAUCUGUACCUUUAAAUCCGGUCUGGAAUGUUGUCAAUGGAUUCAGUGGCCAUAAGCAUACCUGCACAUGUAAAUGCCUUAAUAAUGCACAAAGACUCAAUAAAGAGAAAAUAGUGGAUAAAGAA
Messenger RNA from Alosa sapidissima (American shad), 4730 nucleotides. It is a transcript of the gene pkp3a, whose product is annotated as plakophilin 3a. Lineage: Eukaryota; Metazoa; Chordata; Actinopteri; Clupeiformes; Clupeidae. Bases 178 to 2913 code for a protein of 911 amino acids. Gene Ontology annotation, molecular function: cadherin binding. Gene Ontology annotation, biological process: cell-cell adhesion; cell-cell junction assembly. The transcript has 13 exons. Gene Ontology annotation, cellular component: adherens junction; plasma membrane; cytoplasm. The record is from RefSeq and is a predicted model, not a curated record.